GUUUUUUUUUUUUUUUUUCUAAAUCAAAGUUCGUUUCAUUAAUUAGAACAAAAGAGCAAAAGAGUCUUCCACCUAUGGAAAACGCCUUCCAGCAUACAAAAGAGAUAUGAACGCUGGGAAGAACCCCUCCUCUCUCUGUUUCUUAUCUGAAUUUGAUGUUUUUCUCUGUCUCUUAUUGCGAUCAGAGUAAGAGCGGGAGAGCCCGAUUCUCACACGCAAUUGACAAUCCAAUGGAUGCCCAGAUUGCGAUCAACAAGGCUGCUUCCAAAUUACUUGUAAUCUUUGUUUAUCCUCUUGUACUCUGUAAAGUUGCUGUAAAUUCAGUAGAAAAUGAAAGAAGAAAUAAGAAAAAAGAAAGAUGAAGAGUUUCAGGGAAAUUAAAGAGAGAAGAUGCUGGAAGUUAAUUUGGAAGGUUUUUCUUUUGUUCGAAGAAAUUUUGAGUUUCUUGCAGCAAAUCUUUGUUCUUCCAGGGUCAAAGAAAGAAUUAAAAGAUGAAACCUAAUUACUUGUAAUCAUUUUUUUGUCCUUUUACCCUGUAAAGUUGCUGUAAAUUCAGAAGAAAAUGAAGAAGAGACUGGGCGUUUCUUGAAACGAAUUUCUUUCAUCUCCUAGGUGUGCCACUAAAGAAUUCAAAAAUAAUAUUUAUUAUUGAAUACUACGUGUGAAAAGAAAUAAAGGGCAAUGUCGGUUCUGAAAUGUCGGCCCAUCGCGAUGAGUAUGGCGGUUGUUUUACGCGGUUAAGCAGGCUGAGUAACUUAUUUGUUUAUUUGAAAAACUUGUUCUAUAAAUGGCUUGCAUGCUGGGUUUGAUGAAUGUUGGCAUUGCUUUCCUCCCCAAAGCAAAACAUAAUUUGUUCAUUCAAUGGAAACAAGCAGAAGACGCUUCAUUUCGGGUCGAAAGGGAAAGAGUUCAGCAAAAUACAUGAGGAGGAGAUUUAAGAAGUUGAAAGAAGAGAUGAAAGAGAUCAGCAAAGAGCAGCAAAGCAUUAGGGAAGGGCAAAGGCAAGUUGCAGUAAAAUUCAAGGCAAUCGAAGAAGAAUGUGAGCAGCUGAGGAAGGAGACUCACCAGAUUAUUCGACAAAGUGCCAACACUCAAAUCCGCCUCAGCCUGAUGUUCAAUAUCCUCAAGGCACGAGAACAAGGCGAUUUCUCCAAAGCUGCUAACUUAACUCAACUGCUUCGUGAAAUAAUAGCCAGAGAUAAUGUGUCACAGUCCACAAAUCCGUGACUAAUCCGGCCCGUAUGGAUUAUUGAGCCAAUCCACAUACAAGGGUCCAUCAGCUGUAGCCUUGGCAGCCAAGCAAAGUAUUCUAGGGCAGCUAGAAUACUUUCCAAAAAUAAAGUCUUCCUUGUUGAUUACUUACUCAUCAAAGAGGCAUAGUUUUAGGACUUUACUUUUCUUAUACUCUAAAGAAGUCUAGGCUAGAUACUUCCAUAUUUAUUUUUACUUGCAAACUAAGUUUAGGUUAAGUAGGUUAUUAUAAAUAGUACCUUUAGAAGUCAUUGUAAGGCAAUUAAAUCAAGUUUGUCGAAUCAAGCAAUUUACUUUGUGCUUAGAUCUUAGGUCUUUGUUUUACUCUUAUUGGAGCAAUACUACUUAUUUAU
Molecule: messenger RNA, 1604 nt
Organism: Theobroma cacao (cacao)
Lineage: Eukaryota; Viridiplantae; Streptophyta; Magnoliopsida; Malvales; Malvaceae
Source: RefSeq, a predicted model, not a curated record